Penicillium taxi is the source of this 426-nucleotide messenger RNA. RefSeq lists its product as uncharacterized. The coding region runs from base 1 to 426 and encodes 141 amino acids. The transcript is spliced from 2 exons. The record is from RefSeq and is a predicted model, not a curated record. NCBI's taxonomy places the organism in Eukaryota, Fungi, Ascomycota, Eurotiomycetes, Eurotiales, Aspergillaceae.
AUGUUGACCAUCAAAGGUCAUAGGCCUCCUAUCCAGCCACCAGGAAACCGUAGAAACCGUGGUCAUGUGCAGAUCCGUAAUUGCGGUGAUGACUUGGAAGUUGUGGAUGUUGGACCGGGACACCACUAUGAGAACCAAUACAACAUCAAAAGCACAUCAUGGAUUUGGGAGCGGAGGAGGCGGUUCCUGAAUUUUGAGCACAUCAGGUUCACCCAGGACAGCACGAAGACGAAGAACCGUCAAAUAAGUUGGAGCUACAAUAUCAGAAGAGAAAGCGGCAACAACAUAAAUUUGAUGCAGCUUUGCCAAGGCGCUCGGCCUCGUCUUGCUGAUUUAGAGGCUGGACUUUUUUCCGCUCUGGUCAGGGAGUUUCGACAUAAUAUGGCUAAACUUGUCGAGUUUGUGCGUGCGCUCUUUGAUUCCUGA